This is a messenger RNA of Artibeus jamaicensis (Jamaican fruit-eating bat), 4074 nucleotides long. It is a transcript of the gene ZFR2, whose product is annotated as zinc finger RNA binding protein 2. Gene Ontology annotation, cellular component: precatalytic spliceosome. Lineage: Eukaryota; Metazoa; Chordata; Mammalia; Chiroptera; Phyllostomidae. Bases 87 to 3140 code for a protein of 1017 amino acids. Gene Ontology annotation, molecular function: zinc ion binding; double-stranded RNA binding; single-stranded RNA binding. The record is from RefSeq and is a predicted model, not a curated record. The transcript is spliced from 19 exons.
GCGAAGCGUAGCCCGGGGGCGUCACGCGCCGGAGACCCUGCCCCUUCUCGCCUCUAGCUGGACUGGCGCUCUGCUGAGACCCGAGAAUGGCAGCGGGAGGGUCUUACGGCUUCGCUCAGGGUGCCGGCCCACAGUACAGUGCUCAGCCUCCCAUGGCUUUUCCCCUCCCUGCCUCUGGAGCCAACUUCACCUCCCACCCCACGCCUGGAAUGGGCCCUGCUGUGACCCCGCCAUUUACCUCCAUGGCCACCUGGCCACCCGGGUCUGGCAGCCCAGCAGGAUAUGGAGGGUACCAGCCCCACUCCAUCCAGGACUUUGACUACAGCAGCCGACUCCCGGAGACCACCCCCGCACCCACCGCUGCUUCCUCCUGCCAGGACAGUUAUGGCCACGAACCACUGAUGGCCGUCAGCAGCUACGAGAACAAGCAGCGUCAGCCACCUGCUGUGGGCCAGCCUCAGCUCCCCGCCAGGGCCGUGCUCUGCCAGGCAGAGGCCAAAGGAGCUUAUUGUCAGUCCGGCGGCGGAUACAGCCAAACACAGCCUCUGCCACAGGCGCCCACCACUAAGGCGGCACAGUCAGCCAGCGUCCCAUCCUCCAGUUACACCUACUCCCCAGCGUCCAGCAUCCAGCAGACCUCAGUCUUCAUGUCCACCCUGCCUUCCUACGCCUCAUCCUCAUCCUCCUACAGCUUCGCCUCCACCCCGUACACAGGACCAAGCUAUCUGAGCUGUUACACGUCGGUGUACCCAGCAGCUGGUCCUUACUAUCCUCCACUGCUCCCCCCACAGAUGCAGCCUCCACCCCCUCCACCUCCACUCCCAAAGCCUGAGGACUCGUCCCCGUGGGGUGCCUCAGGGAACAGCUCCUGUGCGAGUUCUACUGGCAGCUUCACCAAGAAGCCACCGGUUCCCACCGGGCUGCUGAAACCCAGAGAUGGGCCCAGGCAGCCCCCACUUCACUACUGCGACCUCUGCAAGAUCAGCUGUGCUGGUGCCCAGACCUACCGCGAGCACCUGGAGGGGCAAAAGCACAAAAAGAAGGAGGCAGCGGAGAAGAUGGGCAUCCAGCCUAACAGCAGCCCUUGUGGGGUGCGGGCGCAGCUGCACUGCGGCCUCUGUGACGUGUCCUGCACUGGGGCAGAGGCCUAUGCCGCCCACAUCCGGGGGGCCAAGCACCAGAAGGUCUUCAAGCUGCAUACCAAAUUGGGGAAGCCCAUCCCCACCAUAGAACCCGUGCCAGGGAACUCCAGCUCAGCUCCGACCACCUGCACCAGCAAGCCGGCCCCCCUCUACACUGAGAGUCCCCCUGUGACCUCAGCCAAGCCCAUGGAACCCGCUGGCUCCAGCAUGCACACCCCUGGCAGACUUGAGCUGCCCAAGAGGCUGGUGGUCUCCAAAGCCACAUGCACAGGGCCUCCUGAGCUGAAGACAGCAGGCUGCAGACCCGCAGAGGGCAAAUUGGCACACCUGAAGUCAAAGAGGUCAGGACAACCACCCACCCAAGGAGACUCUGUGGAAGCUUCUGGGAGCUGCUGUGACUCGCAGCCAGUGGGCCCAGGCUACGUGGAAGAGGUAUGCGACGGUGAAGGCAAAGUGAUCCAGUUCCACUGCAAGCUCUGUGAGUGCAGCUUCAAUGACCCCAACGCCAGGGACAUGCAUGUCAGAGGGCGGCGGCAUCAGCUGCAGUACAAGAGAAAAGUCGAUCCUGACCUCCCGAUCUCCAUCAAGCUCAGCAACAGAGUCUGGAAGCUCCUGGAAGAGAGGAAGAGGAAGCAGAAGCAGCUGACCAGGAAGCGGCUGGAGGCGCUACGGCGCUGGCACGCAGAGACGAGGCGCUAUGAUCUGUGCAGGAGGCAGCUGGAGGAGAAGCCACAGGCCCAGGAUGAGCACCCGGGACACUCCCCAUCGGACCAGCACUCUCCUCCCCUCGGGAGCAGGCCAGGGGUGCCUGCUGCCACCCCUCCGCCCACACAGCGGCCAGAAUCCAGUGACGACCGCCACGUCUUGUGUAAGCACGCCACCAUCUACCCCACAGAGGAGGAGCUCCUGGCUGUCCAGAGGGCUGUGUCCCACUCGGAGCGCGCCCUCAAGCUGGUGUCUGACACACUGGAGGAGGGCAAGUCCAGAAGCCCAGAGCAGGAGGGUGGGGAGCACAGCAGUGCCAGCCCCUCUGCCCGGGUCCUGAAAGGCGUGGUGCGGGUCGGCCUCCUGGGGAAAGGCCUCCUCCUUCGGGGAGACAGGGAUGUGCAGCUGACCCUGCUCUGCUCCCAGAAGCCCACCCACGCCCUGCUGCAGAGGGUCACUGAGCAGCUGCCCCAGCAACUCCUGAUGGUAACAGAGGACAAGUACGAGGUCUCCUCUGACCUGGCAGCCAACAUCAUCAUUUCAUCUUGUGAGGAGCCCAGAAUACGGGUCACUGUGUCUGUCACCUCGUCCCUAAUGCGGGAGGACCCCUCUACGAACAGAGAAGGAAUGGAAGUGCCCGACCCGGGAGCUGUCUUAGAAGAUGUCUUAGACCUGGAAAAGUGUCUCCAGUCACUGGCCGCCCUCCGCCAUGCCAAGUGGUUCCAGGCACGAGCCAGUGGCCUACAUCCCUGUGUAAUUGUCAUCAGGGUUUUUCGAGACCUCUGCCGGCGUGUGGCCCCCUGGGGAGCUCUGCCAGACUGGGCCAUGGAGCUGCUGGUGGAGAGGGCUGUGAGCAGCGCCAAGGGGCCCUUGAGCCCAGGGGAUGCCGUGCGGCGGGUGCUGGAGUGUGUGGCCUCUGGGAUGUUCCUGACAGAUGGGCCUGGGCUCCAGGAUCCCUGUGAAAGAGACCAGACGGACGUGCUCGGGCCCAUGACCCUCCAGGAGCGGGAAGACAUCACAGCCAGCGCCCAGCACGCCCUGCGCAUGUUGGCCUUUAGGCAGAUCCACAAGAUCCUGGGCAUGGACCCCCUUCCACCACCCAAAAGCAGGCCAGGGCUGCGCUUCAGGAAGAGGCUGCAAGAGGUGGGCGAGGCCGAGGGAGGCCCAAGGAAGCAGGCCAGCCCCGUGGAGAGGGGCCGUGUGAGUAGCCUCACCCCCACAGCGGGUCCUGACGUGCCACUGAGUGGACACGGUAUCCCCGAUGUUGGACGGUUGUGUUCUCCUUCCCAGUAAUGUCUCACACACGGGUUUCUUUGAAAGUGCUUGUGCUUUGACCAGCAGUGAAAUUGCGUCACACAGCGAUGAAAACCUCUGGGUGGGGCAGCUGCUCAGUGUCCUCAGUGCUGCGUGGAAGGUGUUGACGCUCUAGCACAGUGACUUUGAGCCCUGGCUCUUUUGCUAACUUUUAAACUCACCUGGGGAUACUACAGGUAUGGAUUUAUAACCUGCUUCCUGUGGCUGCCCCAGACAUGCAUGGACUUAAAGUCACCAGGACAUGCCCAUCCGGGACUCGCCAUCAUGAAGGCUAGCCCUGGGAGGCAGGCUAGGGAGAGUUGGGGUGGGGGCCAGUCCCAGGGGCACACCUGGGCCCAGCCUGCACCAAACACAGCACCCCACUCACCAGCCUGGAAAUGGCCCCUCAUCCCGGGGUCUGCCGAGCCUCAGCUGGGCUCCUCUCCCAUCCCUGCUGUGGGGAGGGCGACAGGGCUAAGUGCCCCUCGACCCCCCUCCCUGGAGCAGCUGUGACCUGAAUCUGCCCUGACUUCAAGACUCCUGCCCCACCCCGACCACCGAGUGCCUUCUGCUUACAGGGGAGUUGCUCUGUAACAUUUCAUUUGGGCCUGGGCGUUGCCUGUUGUCUUCUAUCCUCCCUGCGUAGGUCCAGCCUUUGUGAGUCCAGGGCUCCCUUCUUAGGAGCAGGUCUGGGGGCUGUACCUAGUGCAGUGCCCUGGCACUGGUGGACAUGGGUGUACCCCUGUGGAGCCCCUGUCCUGCUCUGUCCAAACCUCCCUUUUGGCAACCAGUUUUCUUGGCUGGCAUUAAAGGAGAAAAGCUCAUCUUCAUGCCAACUCAGUCUAGAGUCACUUGAUUCCUUUGAUUUUGUGUCUGUGUUUAAGGGACGGCCUCUAUGCAGCUUCACCUCUGAUGUGUAGAGCUACCUGGAAAC